AUGCUUUCGGACGUUAAUAAUUUUGAAUCUCAUGAUUAUGUUGUAAGUCAGGAUAAAAUUGGAUAUAUUGAACAAGAUAACAUCGUUUAUAAUGUUGUUUAUGGAUAUAAAACUUUAUUUGCAUAUCAUUGUGAACAUGAAAAAGGUAAAAUAAGUAAAGAAAGUCUACAUGAAAAUAUAAGUAUACGUAUUAAUUCUUGUAGUUUUUCAUAUGCUGAAAUACCUCUUCAAUUUGCAUAUAUUAUGGAUGUUACAGGUACAUUAGAAACUCUAAUUGAACCUGAGAAAAACGUCAUACGAAAUAAUUAUAAGAUCAUUAAAAAUACAUACGUUACGUCUGUAUUUGGAAAAAAUAAUCUUAGAUUUAUUCAAAAAGAUGAUAUUAUGAUUGAGAAUAGUCUGUUUUUUGAAUCAAAACAAAAACUAAUGGAAUUUUAUAAUUCUGAUGCUUUGAUAUCAAUCAAAGAAUUAGUUGUUCAUCUAACAGAAGACGCAUCAUUAGAAGAAAAAGAGAAAUUAAUUAAGCGUGCAACUUCAUCUAAUCAGAUAACAUUAUUCGCAAGAACUUAUGGUCGAGGAACUGAUUUUAUAUGUCAUGAUCCGAUUGUUGCAGCAAAUAGUGGUACACAUGUUAUUCAAACAUUUUUUUCAGAAGAAUUUUCAGAAGAAAAACAAAUAAAAGGUAGAACAGCAAGACAAGAUGAUCAAGGAUCUUAUAGUAUGAUUUUAUUUGAUCGUGAUCUAGAAAAAUUUCAUAUAGAAAAAGUACAGAUUGAAGAUAUUAAAAAAGGCAAAGGAUUUCUAACUCGUAUUACUGAUACUGUUACUGAUGCUCUUAGAUUUACAAAAACAUAUGAAAUAAUAUUGAUUCGAUUAAAAAAAAUUUAG
Messenger RNA from Rotaria sp. Silwood2, 888 nucleotides. The record is from the annotation of a GenBank genome assembly. Lineage: Eukaryota; Metazoa; Rotifera; Eurotatoria; Philodinida; Philodinidae.